Molecule: messenger RNA, 2055 nt
Organism: Talaromyces marneffei
Lineage: Eukaryota; Fungi; Ascomycota; Eurotiomycetes; Eurotiales; Trichocomaceae
Exons: 5
Coding region: 1-2055 (684 amino acids)
Biological process (GO): regulation of transcription by RNA polymerase II
Molecular function (GO): DNA-binding transcription activator activity, RNA polymerase II-specific; oxidoreductase activity; zinc ion binding
Source: RefSeq, a predicted model, not a curated record
AUGAAGCCGGCUGGUCGCACAUUUAUCAUCUCCGGCGGAUGCUCGGGGCUUGGCCUGGCUACGGCCCGCGACCUACAUCAAGCUGGAGCUUACGUUGCAUUGUUGGAUGUGAAUGCGGACGCUGGCAGGGCUGUCAUCCAACAACUUGGGGAACAAAGAGCAAGAUUUUUGCAGGCUGAUGUGACUGACACAUCAAGCCUCGAAGCUGCAGUCAAGAGCACUAUCGAAUGGACACAACAAACCGGAUCUGUGCUCGCUGGUGUUGUCGCAGCAGCUGGAGUUGGUUUGCCCGCAAAGAUCUAUGAUGCAAGAACAGAGUCGCCGGUUUCGAUGUCAAGUAUCGACUUCGUCCUCAACAUUAAUAUUCGAGGAACGAUCGAUCUCAUCCGCCUCUCUGUACCGCACAUGGUCAAGAACUCUCCCUUAACGGAGGACGGUGAGCGAGGAGUCAUAAUUAUGGUUUCAUCUUCCGCUGCAUUUGACGGACAACCAGGCCAAGUCGCAUAUGCCGCCUCAAAAGGAGCCGUGGCCUCAAUGACGCUACCACUAGCCAGAGAUCUUGCGCGGUAUGGAAUCCGUGCAGUCACAAUUGCACCAAGCCUAUUCGACAGCGCCAUGACCCGUCAGUUGUCUGACAAGGCUCGUAAGAGUUUGGAAAGAGUGAUGGAGUUUCCAGUCAGAGCCGGCAAUCCGGAGGAAUUUUCAAGUCUGGUGAUGCAAAGUGUGACGAAUUCGAUGUUAAAUGGUACUGUGCUUCGACUCGACGGUGCCAUGAGAAUGCCUAGUAAAAUACCCGUCUUGGGGCAAACUAUGAGAUCUCGACGAACACACACAAAGAGCAGACUAGGCUGCGUCCAAUGUAAGCAACGGCGAAUCAAGUGCGAUGAGCAGAGACCGGCUUGCAAAAAUUGCCUCAGACACAACAUCGAUUGCGCCUACUCCGUCUCGCCGGUCAAGAGCCGAUUAUUAGCCCACAAUCCAGCUACACAACCGAACGCAUCCAGCGUGACCCCCGCUGAAUCUACGAUUAUCACCACCGAAAAUGAUAUUUCAAGUCACACAGCAUCACCGUCGGUCGUGUCCACCGAGUCCGACCCGUUGUUAAUAUUGAAUCCGCAACGCGAUGGCAGUCUCCCGGCAGCCCUACAUCUACGCGACUUGGAAUUGAUGCAUCAUUAUUGUCUUGAAAGUUACAAGUCAAUCUCUCAGGAUGACGCAUUUGCACAACCCUUUCAAAAAGAAGUUCCCAAAAUCGCCUUGUCGCACCCGUUUCUGAUGCACGGAGUUCUAGCAUUGUCUGCCUUGCAUUUGGCGUACUUGAACAAGGACGGUGACCGGGUUAAUGAGUACGAUGAGCUUGCUGCCGGACAUCAGACACUGGCACUGGCUUUGUUUAGGAAGGAGUUGGACAAUAUCACGCCGUCGAAUAGUGCAGCCCUUUUCGUGUUUUCAAGUAUAGCGACCGUGCUCGCCUUUGCCUCGCCGCAAAUCACAGGAAUGCACUCUUUGUCACCGAUCGAUGAAAUGCUUCAGAUCAGCACUCUAUGCCGGGGAAUUGCUGAAAUCCUCCAAACGUCGAGGGGGUGGCUGGAAAACUCCUCAGAUAGUUGGGUUACGGAUAUGCUCUCUUCUCGAAGUCGAUCGUUGAAUGUGCAGCCACUGCCCGCAGACAUUGAGGCAAAGCUCGCUCCUAUUUAUAAGCUCAAUGCAGAUUUAACGAGAACUGGGCUGAACAUCCAAGAAGCAGUCGCGUGUGAAGAAGCGAUCUCUGCGCUGUCACAUUCUUUCCAGCAAUUAAACUCGGGCUAUCAGGACUUGACUGUUUUCAGGUGGCCCAUCGUCAUCAAGCCAGUUCUAUUUGCGCUCAUGCGAGACCAUCAGCCGAUGGCUCUGGUUGCGUUGGCCCAUUUCUGUAUACUGCUUCAUAGAGUAUCCGACCGCUGGUGGGUUGAAAGCUGGCCUCGAUUACUACUACAAUCGAUCCACGACCAAUUGGAUGUCUCUUGGAGAGAACAUAUCCGAUGGCCAAUGGAGGCUCUUGGGCUAUCGUCCUGA